Molecule: messenger RNA, 1350 nt
Organism: Peromyscus maniculatus bairdii (prairie deer mouse)
Lineage: Eukaryota; Metazoa; Chordata; Mammalia; Rodentia; Cricetidae
Gene: Rnf212b
Product: ring finger protein 212B
Biological process (GO): reciprocal meiotic recombination; protein sumoylation; homologous chromosome pairing at meiosis
Cellular component (GO): synaptonemal complex
Molecular function (GO): SUMO transferase activity
Source: RefSeq, a predicted model, not a curated record
UUAAGUGGCGGAUUUUUUUUUUUUUUUAACUGAGACAGGGUCUCACUAUGUAACUGGCCUUGAACCCACAGAGGUCCACUUGCUUCUUUCUGCCUCCUGAGUUCUGGGACUCAAGGUGUGUGUCACCUCGCUGGGUAACUGACAGAAUUUUUAAGGUGCGAAGUAUCCCCCAUUCACUUAGUCAACUUCUCCAUAACCUGGAACUCUAAAGAUGAAGAAUUGUUGAGAGAAAAGAAUUGUGAAUGGAUUGGUUUCAUUGCAACCAGUGUUACCGAAAGGAUGGGGCCCAUUUCUUUGUCACCAGUUGUGGCCAUAUUUUCUGUAAAAAGUGUAUGACUCUGGAAAAAUGUGCAGUGUGUGGAAGUCCUUGCAAGCACCUGGCUCUUUCUGAUAAUUUAAAGCCUCAAGAGAAGAAGUUCUUCAAAAGUCCUGUGGAGACAGCUUUGCAGUGUUUUAGUCACAUCUCUCAGGUGUGGUGUUUCCAGAAGAAACAGACCGAUCUUCUCAUUGCCUUUUAUAAGGACAGAAUUGCAAAAUUAGAAGCAGCUGUGAAGGAGGCCCAAGAAACAGUGGCUAGCCAGAGCAAAGAGCUAUCAGUCUUGAGAAAGGAGAAUGGAGAACUGAAGAAAUUUCUAGCCAUCCUAAAGGGAUCUCCAAGCUGCUACUACGGAAGCAGAUUAACCACACCUCGACCAGUGGGCAUUACUUCCCCAUCACAAUCAGUUGCCCCACGACCAAGUUCCCAGCAUAGCAGCCAAGUGGUCAGUCGCUCUUCUUCUAUGGAGUCCAUCCCUUAUACAGUGGCUGACUUUGGUAAUAUAGAACAGGGAAGCAGAGGCCUGCAGGAAAGGAGCACUCCCAGAGACUCCUACACUGAAACACCUUCACCGGCUUCAACUCGUAGCCUCUCUUACAGACCUUCAUCUGCCUCCUCUGGACAGGGGGUUUCUUUUAGACCAUUCCUCAGUGGGGACUCAGGCCACACAAGAGUCCUUACUCCCAACAAUUCUGGUCAGAGGGAGAGCAGAGCCACACCAGAGAAUCUUCCUGGUUUCCAACUUCCGGUCCUACAGACAUUCUCCCAACAGAGGCAGGUGGGACUAGCCAGGAGAGAAGGAUGGAGCAUUUCCAGAUGAACAUCCAUCUUCCAGGUUCCAGAACAGUGGGAUGAGCAAGUGGAGUUACAGCCUGCUGUCACUACUGAAGCAUCAAUAAGUCUUGUCGUCUGACUGCUGGGACCCAAGUGUGUGCUGACAGAUGCUGACUGUCCUCUAGUUUUCUAUUUUUAUUUACUUUACCAAAAUGUGUCCUGAAUCUUUAAAGAAUAAAAAUAGACUAAAUCAGAAAUAA